CUCCUCUCAAUCAGCUAUUACCGUUCAACAAGCUACCGCGACCCUACAUCCUAUUUUUUCGAUCCAAAUCGUGCCUACGAACAACGCUACUCCGCCCACCGAAUCCAGGAAGCGAAGACUUUUCUCAGCAGGGCUGGCGAUUUCCCUCCCCGAGCAAAGCCACCCGGUAAUAGUCAGCCUACAAUUUGCGUGGGGAUAGUGACGGUUCGCCGAAGAAGAGAACAGUAUGUAGGGUUGACAAUCGCCUCCCUUCUGGAGGGACUUACCGAUUCGGAACGAGACACUAUGUUCCUUGAUCUGCUCAUUGGACAUACUGAUCCCUCUACCCAUCCAAUUUUCUCGGAGAAGUGGGUAGAAGUCCUACCCGACCGCGUCCUCCUGUACCCGAAAGAGGAUGACCCCGAUUACGAGCAAAUCCGCGAAUGGGAGGAAGGAGGAUGGUAUCGCAACAAGACCAUCUACGACUUUACGCAUUUGAUGAAGGAUUGUUAUGAUACUGGUGCAGAUUAUGUCGCUAUGGUUGAAGAUGAUACAUUGGCUGCCAAGGGCUGGCUUUCUUCUACGCUACACGCACUUGACGUGAUCCAGCAGCGCAGCAUAGCAGGGCAAGACUGGGUCUAUCUUCGCCUCUUUUAUGUUGAUGACCUCCUGGGAUGGAACUCGGAGGAGUGGCCGAGAUAUCUCGCGUUGUCUUCUGUUGGCUGGGUAGCUUUAACAGGAGUCAUGGUAUUAAUAGAGAGGAGAUUCUUCAAGUCAACACCCGCAAGUGCUGUCUGGACAAUAUCUCUCCUUUUCAUCCCAGCAUUCAUCGGACUACACUUCAUCGCAGGACGGCAGACAAUGUGGCCCAUUCGUCCCGGCGUCCAUGAAAUGAACAAAUACGGAUGCUGCUCGCAGGGCCUGGUAUUUCCGCGUUCGAUAGUGCCGCGAUUUCUGGAACAUACCGGCCUGACAACCGACUGGUUGGUUGAUAUGAUGGUAGAGAGAAUUGCCAACCGACAAGGGUGGAAACGUUAUGUGGUAGUGCCCCCAGUCCUCCAACAUAUCGGUGCGACAAGUUCGAAAGGUUAUGGAUUUGACAAGUCGGCAAAGACAAUCUGGAAUUUCAGAUACGAAGAGUAUCCCUAUUGA
This is a messenger RNA of Aspergillus piperis CBS 112811, 1131 nucleotides long. RefSeq lists its product as uncharacterized. Lineage: Eukaryota; Fungi; Ascomycota; Eurotiomycetes; Eurotiales; Aspergillaceae. The record is from RefSeq and is a predicted model, not a curated record. Gene Ontology annotation, molecular function: glycosyltransferase activity. Gene Ontology annotation, biological process: GPI anchor biosynthetic process. Gene Ontology annotation, cellular component: Golgi membrane. The transcript has a single exon. The annotation marks the transcript as partial.